UCCUCUCUCCUUCAUCUUGCUCCUGCUCCAGUCCCCAGGGUUUGGAUGGAAGUCUCCUCCCACUCCCACAAGUCCUGAGCACGAAGGAUGCUCUAUCUCUCAGAAGCAUCUCUGCCUUCCCCAGCAGCCGCGCACCUCCGUUACCUGCUCUGUCCUCCGCGGCCGCGGCCACACCUGCGCUCUUCGCGUCGCCCGCAUCCUCACGUUCAGAGACGGCUCCCUGCUCCGAGAGACAGCCCGCACAAAGUCGAGCGGAAGGGAGCAAGUCCAGAAGAACUCUUAUCAAGCGAUAACGCUGAAGGGUCAGGACUGAUCUGUUCCGGAGGUGCUGGCCAUGACCCGGUGCAACGGGGAGGACCCGCGGGCCCUGAGCCGCAUGGAGCUGAUCCGACAGGGACUCCAGCUGAGCUCGCUGAGGGCCAAGAAGAAGGUGAAGAACAUAACCAAGAAUGACGUCAAGAGCUUCAUGAGGAGGAACGCGUUUGUCAUCUUCACCAUCGCCGCCGUCCUUGUCGGCUUGAUAUUGGGUUUUUCCUUACGGCCCUUGAAGAUGUCAUACCGUGAGGUGAAGUACUUCUCCUUUCCCGGUGAGAUGCUGAUGCGCAUGCUGCAGAUGCUGGUGCUCCCGUUGCUGGUCUCCAGUCUCAUCACAGGUAUGGCAGCGCUGGACAGCCGGUCAUCUGGGAAGAUGGGCAUGCGGGCUGUGGUGUACUAUAUGACCACCACAUUCGUGGCCGUCUUCAUCGGUAUCAUCAUAGUGCUCAUCAUCCAUCCUGGCAAAGGCUCCAAGGAGGAGUUUGGGAAACAGCAGAAGAUCGAGCAAGUCAGUCCAGCAGACGCCUUUCUGGACCUCAUUAGAAACAUGUUUCCUCCAAACCUUGUGCAAGCUUGCACUCAACAGUACAAGACGCAGUACGGGAAGAGAGUCGUGCAGGUCAAGGUGAUUGUGAACGAAAGCCUCUUCAACCUGACCAACGGCACUCAGGAGAUCACACGGGAGGAGGUGGUUCCCUUGCCAGGCACUGUGGGUGGAGUCAAUGCCCUUGGCCUUGUUGUCUUCUCCAUGUGCUUUGGCCUGAUCAUCGGCAACAUGAAAGAACAGGGCCAGGGGCUCCGGGACUUCUUUGACUGCCUCAAUGAGGCCAUCAUGAAACUGGUGGCCCUCAUUAUGUGGUACGCUCCUAUCGGCAUUCUGUUCCUGAUCGCAGGCAAGAUCGUGGAGAUGGAUGACCUCACAGCCAUGGGUGGGCAGCUGGGCAUGUACACCAUCACGGUCAUCAUUGGGCUGUUCAUCCAUGGCGUGAUGGUCCUUCCCACCCUGUACUUCCUCAUUACACGGAAGAACCCCUUCAUCUUCAUUGGUGGGCUGCUACAGGCUCUCAUCACUGCCCUGGGAACAUCAUCUAGCUCAGCGACCCUGCCCGUCACUUUCAAGUGCCUGGAGGACAACAACAACGUGGACAAGCGUGUGACUCGUUUUGUGCUGCCAGUGGGCGCCACUAUCAACAUGGAUGGCACCGCGCUCUAUGAGGCAUUGGCUGCCAUUUUCAUCGCCCAGGUCAACAACAUGGAGAUGAACUUUGGCCAGAUCAUAACUAUCAGUAUCACGGCUACUGCUGCGAGUAUCGGUGCUGCCGGAAUACCCCAGGCCGGUCUGGUCACCAUGGUGAUCGUGCUGACCUCAGUGGGGCUGCCCACAGACGACAUCACCCUCAUCAUCGCGGUGGAUUGGUUCCUGGACCGUCUUCGCACCACCACCAAUGUGCUCGGCGACUCAAUCGGGGCAGGCAUCGUGGAGUACCUGUCCCGGGACGAGCUGGAGGACAGCGACACGGAGAUGGGCAACUCUGUGGUGGAGGAAAGGCAGGCGAGGAAGCCAUACCGACUCAUCUCCCAGGAUGACUAUGGGAAACCUCGAUCCAGUGAAUCAAAGAUGUAGUUGCCAUGCAGUACUGUACUCCUUGUAUGCUGUUCAAUGUACCACACGAUACGCCAUCCAUAUUUUGUAGACCAAGUCAGGUCCUUUCCGGUAAAACUAGGGUGCACGUUUGUGAACUUAUCCCCUAUUUUUAUGUUAACAAGGCACCGGUGUACUUCUUCAACAACGGAUGUCAUUACAUAAACUGUAUAUGUCAAACAAAUUUUCAUGAACAACAGCUGUAAAAGCAAUGUUAUCACACUGGGAAAAACAGUGCAGUUUUGCACAAAGCACUAAGACGAAGACAUCUUGUGCCCAAAGAAAUCCCGAGGGGAACAAUUUGGAAAAAACCAAUAGAAUGAGAGACAAUGAUCUAGCUGUACAUAUUUAAUUAUUGUUUCCUUAGCAAAAUUAAUGCAGCAUUUUGCUUCUACCUAUAUUAUUGUUGUUAUAAUUUAUUUAGCUCAUGCCAAGGUGACGUACCACAUUAGACAAGUGUCUUUACAAUUAUUUGCCCAUUAACACAGAAGGGUAUUUUUUACCGGAGCGAUGUCAGGUAAGUACCUUGAUCAAGAACACUGCAAUGCCCUUCAGACUGCAGGAUGACAGCCUUAACUUUCAAACAGCAAUUUGUAUUAACAUCAUUGCUCAACAAAGGUCAAUGAGUUAUUUUGCAGCCCAGCUUUAAAUACAAAUUUUAUGUAUUUUUUUUUAAUGGCUGCGCAGAUGAAAGUUAUUUCCACCUUUAAUAGUCCAUAUUAAUAAGAGAAAUAACAAGUUCUCACUCACUGCAUGUUGAGGUCCUCCUGACAUGGCCAGUCUGACACGUGUACCUGUUUUUCUGUCUCUCCCAUCUAUUUCUGUCACCACUUACCACAGUGUAGUUUAAUUUUUUAUCAGGCUCACAGAGGUAACUAAAUUAAAAAAACAUUUGCUAACGGUUGGACUGAACGUUCACCAGAUGUUUUGCAGCAACAAAGCAGUGUCACAUCACAGCUUUUUGUUUCAUUAUUAUUUUAUUAAUUUAUGCUUGAUAAACAUGUGCCAGGAAGCAAUGCGUGUGAGGUGGUAUUCUCACGAUUUACAUACAAAACAUUUUUUCAAUCUUCUCUCAUUUAUUUUAAGGAAAAUAUCCAAAGAACGUGUUCGUUUUAAGCAUAUUUUUGCUCAUAUUGCAUCAAAGAAAAAAACUCUAUUAUUGAACUGGCUACGAAGGAAUGCAGGGGAGUCCCUUGACAUAUUUGAACAGGUGUAGAUUUAUGGCAUUUGAAAGAAUGAUGGAAAGAGAUGUUGAAGGAGGAAAGGAAGGCAGACAGACUACUGAGGGAGACCCAAAGCACAUCAUUCUGGAAGACGGGUCUUAUGUGUCACCGUGUGUCACUUAUUACAGAAGGUGUGCAAUAAGAACAAUGAAAUCAUCAAAAGCUAUUAAUAUCUGAAUAUUCGUAAGCGUUAACUGGAAAUAGAGUCAACUUGGAGAAGCACUGUGUUUGCCAGAGCCUUCCCUUCAUGGAGAUCACCCAUCUGCUCUCUGGCCCUCUGUGCUCAUCUUAGGGAAGGCUCAUUCCCACGGACUGAACCCGUUUCACUGGGCAAGUUUGCAGGAUAGAAGUUUCCUUGGCAUGGCCUCAAAAAAGAUUCCUUCUCAUACAGUUUUUUUCUUUUUCUGCUCUUUGGGAGGACUUUUCUUCCAUUAUCCUACCUUCUGGUUCAAGUUGCAUUAAAUGGAUUAAUUGACCUGUUUAAUGUGCGUUCUGAAAAGCUAAAAUCUAUUACAUUUUCCACGUCUUAAAAUCGUUCUCUGCAUGUUUUAUCGUGUGACAUAAAAGUAGGCUUUUAACGUUUAAAUCACAAAUGUUACAGUUGUAUUCCCACAUAUUUUUUUUUUUAUUUUGCUAAGUACUGCAGUGUAUACAAAAAGUUGUUCUGAAAUUGUUUAUAUUGAGAGUAUGUGUUGUAGAUAUUAAUGUACAGUACCUAUAAGAGAACUGAAAUACUGAUUUGUGGCUGUAAAUUUGCCAUAAAUAUUUAAAUUGAAAAUCUUACAAACUGCUCGUGCUAGGUGGAGAGAGCAUACAUUAACACAACCUUGUAUGAUGACCUAAGAUCUAUGUGACUUAAUUAUGGAGAAUGUGAUGUACAGUAUCACCUUUGUUUUGGUGUGUAGUCAUGCACAUUUUACCGGCUAACAUGGAUUGAUGUAUGCAUAAAUAUAAAUCCUGUAUCAGUAAAAUGGUCAGAUUGUCCAGGGUAAAUAUAGUUUUAAAUAAA
Messenger RNA from Scleropages formosus (Asian bonytongue), 4189 nucleotides. RefSeq names its product solute carrier family 1 member 3a (gene slc1a3a). Gene Ontology annotation, molecular function: neutral L-amino acid transmembrane transporter activity; L-glutamate transmembrane transporter activity; glutamate:sodium symporter activity. Gene Ontology annotation, cellular component: plasma membrane. Gene Ontology annotation, biological process: D-aspartate import across plasma membrane; L-aspartate import across plasma membrane; L-glutamate import across plasma membrane. Bases 335 to 1939 code for a protein of 534 amino acids. Lineage: Eukaryota; Metazoa; Chordata; Actinopteri; Osteoglossiformes; Osteoglossidae. The record is from RefSeq and is a predicted model, not a curated record. The transcript is spliced from 10 exons.